ACAUGGAUCGUGGACAGUUCAUAGAUAUAGGCGCAUUUGAUGUAGAUGCUGUUGAUAUGGAUUGUGCUCCACAGUCAGCUGAACAGUACCUACAGCAGGUAAUAGCAGAUCGUGUACGAGGUCCAUCGUGUGUGUCCAUAAUCCAGCCCAGUGUAUCCGACUUAGAAGAAACAGAAAAAGAAGCUCCUCCUAGCACAUCAACAGCUGAACGGGAUCCCCGUGCACCCUCUAGAGAGUGGUGUACUGCGAAAGUGGCCGAGUUCUCUGUGAUGCGAUCUAGGAUGGAGAAAGCACCGAGAAAGAAAGCAAUGAGGUUGCAAUGGCCUAAUUUGACAAAUUCGGAGCAAUGGGAGGAGUUGUUACUGCGACGUUGUCAUCCGAAAUGCGUACAGUUCUUGCCAUCAUUCCCUAAUCAUCAAGGGACCCCACCAGCUGUCCCUAUUGUCUUGAGUCUAACCUCAGCUAUGGUUGAAAACGUGAUACAGUAUGCUGUAGAAUGGGCUGAGUGUGAUGGACUCUCUAGGCCAUUGAGGGAAUGGAUUUUUGCCCUACUGCUGCUGAUUCACAAGCCUGUGAUGCCUGACGUAUGCGCCGCUAUGCGAUCAUUGGCAAAUCUUUGUAGGAGGACCAGAAGUUCUAUGGAUCUGGAAAGGUAAUU
Messenger RNA from Cylicostephanus goldi, 658 nucleotides. The record is from the annotation of a GenBank genome assembly. NCBI's taxonomy places the organism in Eukaryota, Metazoa, Nematoda, Chromadorea, Rhabditida, Strongylidae.